AUGCCUGGAUUGGACAGAAAAUUGGUAGAACACAAGUUGCCUAUCAGGGAAGGAUACCUUCCAGUCAAACAGGCCAGAAGGAGAAUGUCCAUGGAGACAGAACUAAAAGUCAAAGAAGAGAUAGAAAGGUUGCUCAAGGCAGAAUUCAACAGGCCGGCCAUUUACACUGAUUGGUUAGCCAAUAUUGUGCCAGUUCUGAAAAGGAAAACAGGGGCAGUUAGGAUCUGUGUGGAUUACAGAAAUCUGAAUGAAGCAUCCCCCAAGGAUGAAUAUCCUAUGCCUAUGGCAGAUAUGCUAGUAGAUGGAGCUGCCCAGAACCAAAUGCUAUCUUUCAUGGACGGCAACGCAGGGUAUAACCAGAUCAUGGUAGCAGAAGAAGAUAUCCACAAAACAGCUUUCAUGUGUCCAGGGCACAUAGGUGCUUUUGAAUACACUGUAAUGCCUUUUGGCUUACGAAAUGCAGGAGCCACUUAUCAAAGAGCAAUGAAUUCUGUUUUCCAUGAUAUGAUAGGACAUUCUCUAGAAGUAUAUAUAGAUGAUGUGAUAAUCAAAUUCAUGGUAGCAGAAGAAGAUAUCCACAAAACAGCUUUCAUGUGUCCAGGGCACAUAGGUGCUUUUGAAUACACUGUAAUGCCUUUUGGCUUACGAAAUGCAGGAGCCACUUAUCAAAGAGCAAUGAAUUCUGUUUUCCAUGAUAUGAUAGGACAUUCUCUAGAAGUAUAUAUAGAUGAUGUGAUAAUCAAAUCCAAGGAAGCUGAAAGUCAUGUGUCGGAUCUGAGAAAGGCAUUCCAAAGAAAGAGACAGCAUAAAUUGAAAAUGAAUCCUAAAAAAUGUAUUUUUGGAGUGCAGGCAGGAAACUUCUUGGGUUUUUUGGUCCAUCAAAAAGGCAUAGAAGUUGGUAAAAAUAAAGCAAAGUCCAUCAUAGAAGCUCAACCACCUCGGCACAAGAAGGAGCUGCAAAGUCUUCUGGGAAAAAUUAAUUUCCUAAGAAGAUUCAUAUCCAAUUCCGCGGGAAAGAUUCAGCCCUUUUCUUCCUUGUUAAGGCUAAAACAGGAACAAAUUUUCAAAUGGGAGGAACAGCACCAACAGGCUUUUGAAGAAAUUAAACACUAUCUGUCAAAUCCACCAAUUCUGUCCCCACCAAAGAAGGGCAGACCGCUCAAACUCUAUGUGUCUGCGUCAGGAACAUCAAUUGGAAGUCUGUUAGCCCAAGACAACAACGAAGGGAAGGAGCAAGCGGUAUACUAUCUGAGCAGAACUCUGAUAGAAGUAGAAAGAAAUUAUUCUGCGAUCGAAAGGCUUUGUCUGGCUUUAUAUUUCACUGCUAUAAAACUCAGACACUACAUGCUGCCAUUUACCAUUUAUAUCAUUGCCAAGACAGACCUGAUCAAAUAUAUGCUAACAAGGCCGAUGCUAAGAGGCAUAAUUGGGAAAUGGACUCUGGCUCUGACAGAAUUUGCUUUCAGAUAUGUCCCUCAGAAAGCUGUCAAGGGACAAGCUGUAGCAUACUUCCUAGCCGAUCAUCCAGGAGAAGAAAUUGAAAAUAUGGACUCUUUGGAUAUAGCAAAUGUAGAUCUAUUGACAAGAGCUCAUGUUUGCCUUAAUAAUCCCAUUUAUUCGAUUCAUCUCACACCAUGGAAGUUGUAUUUUGACGGAUCAAAAACUGACUUAACCUCCGGAGCAGGAAUUGUUCUAGAGGAACCUUUGGGAGUCAGACAUUGUUAUUCUUUUCAGCUGGAUUUCCAGUGUACCAACAACAGGGCCGAAUACGAAGCUCUAAUCAUUGGCCUCGAAAUAUUGGUAGAACUCGGAGUCCAGUCUGUGGAAAUCCUGGGAGAUUCUAUCCUUGUUUUAAAACAGAUUGCUGGAGAAUACAAAUGUUUGAACCCUGCCUUAGCUGUCUAUUUAGUAGCAACUAGGAAUCUGUUGACAGAAUUCAGGGAAGCCACUUGGGAACACAUCCCAAGAGAAGAGAACUUUGCAGCCAAUGAACUGGCUCAAAUAGCUACAGGAAUACAAAUCCCGGAAGAUUGUGUGCAAAGGAUUAUCAGGGUAGGAAAGAAAAGUCUGCCAUCUGUUCUGACCAGAGGAAUGGAGGUAGAUGUCAAUUCUGCCAUAAUCACUGAAGAUGAUUGGAGAACUCCCAUCAUAAACUACUUGCAGUAUCCAAUUCUGCCUUCUGAAAAGAAAGUCAGAAUCAUGGCUUCAAACUAUAUUAUGUGGAAUGAAGAUCUGGUCCGAAAAAGCAAGGAUGAGAUAUUGCUAAGAUGCUUGGGAAAGAAAGAAUACAUGAAGGUCAUGGGAGAAACCCACGAAGGGAUAUGUGGAGCACAUCAAGGUGGAAGGAAAAUGUGUUGGCUAAUCAGAAGGUAUGGUUAUUUCUGGCCAACCAUGAUGAAAGAUUGCAUUAAUUAUUCCAAGGGAUGUGAAGCUUGUCAAAGACAUGGACCAAUCCAGCAGGUUCCCUCGGUUCCCAUGAAUCCAGUAGUCAAGCCAUGGCCAUUCAGAGGAUGGGCAAUGGACCUCAUUGGCAAGAUUUAUCCAGCCAGCAGCCAACAGCAUUGUUUCAUCAUUGUAGCAACGGAUUAUUUUACCAAAUGGGUAGAAGCCAAGCCUGUUAAGUCUACCACGUCUCAAGAAAUCAUCACUUUCAUAGAGGAACAGAUCAUACAGAGAUUUGGUAUUCCAGAAUCAAUCACUACCGACAGGGGAUCUUCUUUCAUAUCUGGAGAUAUGCUAAACAUGGCAGAAGCGUUCAAGUUUAAGUUGCUCCAAUCCACUCCUUAUUACGCUCAAGCCAAUGGACAGGCAGAAUCAAGUAACAAAGUGAUAAUCAAUAUUAUUAGAAAAAUGCUUGAGAAAAAUCCAAAGCAAUGGCAUGAGAAACUGUCAGAAACAUUGUGGGCGUACAGAACUUCAAAAAGGGAAGCAACUGGCAUGACUCCGUAUGCCUUAACUUAUGGACACGAUGCAAUUCUGCCUAUGGAAAUUGCAGUUCAAUCCCUCAGAAUUGCUCAUCAACACGAACUAGUGGGAGAAGACUACAACCAAGCCAUGUUGUUAGAACUGGAAGGGUUGGAUGCAAGUAGGAUUGAUACCCUCAACAAACUCUUAGCAGGAAAACAUGCUGUGUCAAGAGCGUAUAACAAGAGAGUUAAAAACAAGAGUUUUGAAGAAGGAGAGAUAGCUGUGCAGACAGAUCCUGGGAUAGAAAGGCAACAACUUGAAACUGUUGUUUGA
Molecule: messenger RNA, 3240 nt
Organism: Prunus avium (sweet cherry)
Lineage: Eukaryota; Viridiplantae; Streptophyta; Magnoliopsida; Rosales; Rosaceae
Source: RefSeq, a predicted model, not a curated record